UAUAUAUGCGGCUGUCACAUCUCUGUAAGUUAGGAACAGAAGUUGCAGUCAAGGCUGCAACGAUGGCAGGACAGGGCACCGCAGACUUCCUGGAGUAUGUCGCCGUGGUGAUGGACGCCGGCUCCGCCUACACGAGGGCGGGCUUCUCCGGAGACGAGAGUCCGCGAGCCUUCAUGAGGACCGGCGGCAGCAUGUCAGCCUAUCGACGCCAGGACAGGGGACGCGUAGGCAGUUACCGAGGAAACAACAUCCCAAAUGUUCCUCGCAACACCCCCUGCACCCCUGGACCAAUGGGGGAGGGUUCCGGCCUCUCUCGAUCAAUCAACGAAAUCCCCAGCCUGGUGGCUAGACCAAUGACUGAAGAAGGCCUGUGUCUCAGCAGGCCAAUCAGUGCAGGCCUGGUGAACGACUGGGCGGCACUGGAGCAGCUGAUUGGGUACGUGUUGGAGGAGGAGUUAAGCGUGCGGCCCCGAGACCAUGCCUUCCUGUUCACCGACUACCCCCUGGCCCCGCCCACACAGCGCAGACAUCUUGCCGAGCUCCUCUUCGAGACCUUCGAGUCAGGUGCCUAA
Engraulis encrasicolus (European anchovy) is the source of this 572-nucleotide messenger RNA. RefSeq lists its product as uncharacterized. Lineage: Eukaryota; Metazoa; Chordata; Actinopteri; Clupeiformes; Engraulidae. The transcript has 3 exons. The record is from RefSeq and is a predicted model, not a curated record. The coding region runs from base 6 to 572 and encodes 188 amino acids.